AUGGCAAGCACUGGUACUAUGCAGGCGGUGGUCUUCAAGGAGCCAUACAAGGUUGCGGUCGAACAGCGCCCGGUUCCUCACGUUCAGGACCCCGAGGACAUCGUUGUCAAGGUGGGGUACACGGCGCUGUGCGGAAGUGAUCUGCACAACUACCGUGGCAUUGAGCCCACCCCCGAGGGUACCAUCAUGGGUCAUGAGUUUAUGGGUGAAGUCGUUGAAGUCGGUUCCGCUGUGAGAACCUUGGUGAAGGGGGACCGGGUGGUUAGCGCCUUCACUACCUCUUGCAGUGGCAAGUGCUUCUACUGCAAGCAAGGUUACUCUUCGCGCUGCGAAAGGAGCACUCUCUUUGGCUGUGAGAAGCUAGGCGGUGGUCAAGCUGAAUAUGUUCGUGUCCCUGAUGCCGAGGGUACCGUGAUCAAGGCUCCGGAGGGAGUCGACGAGAAGUAUCUUGUCCUCAUGGGAGACAUUUUCCCCACCGGCUAUUUUGCAGCAUCCAAUGCAUUCAAGAACAGCACCCCUGAGCAGAUCGCAGAGCAGACUGUGGUGGUCAUCGGCUGUGGGCCCGUCGGUCUCUGUGCUCUGAUCAACGCGCUCGAGUACAAGCCGAAGCACGUGCUCGCCAUCGACUCCGUCCCCUCCAGAUUGGAGCUGGCCAAGUCCCUUGGUGCGGAGCCAUGGAAUUUCAUGACUGAUCGGGCAGGGCUUGACAAACGAGUCCUGGAGCUGACCGACGGUCGCGGCGCCGAUGCUGUGAUUGAGGUCGUGGGCUUGAGUCCAGCACUCCGCACCGCAUAUGAUUUGGUGCGGCCAUGGGGUGUCAUUAGCAGCGUGGGAGUGCACAAUGCAGAGAUCCCUUGGAAUGGUGCCGAUGCGUACAAUAAGAACCUCACGGUGCAGAUGGGCCGUUGUCCCGUCCGCUCCGUCUCAGACAAGGCCUUGGAGGUGCUGAAGAAGAACCAGCAUAAGCUUGGAUUCAUGACCGAAAAGGUCAUGCCUCUCUCGCAGGCCGUUGAAGCUUACGAGCUGUUCAAUGCUAUGAAGGUGCAGAAGGUCGUGUUUGUUGCGGAUCAAUAG
This is a messenger RNA of Penicillium oxalicum, 1074 nucleotides long. RefSeq names its product alcohol dehydrogenase family protein. Bases 1 to 1074 code for a protein of 357 amino acids. NCBI's taxonomy places the organism in Eukaryota, Fungi, Ascomycota, Eurotiomycetes, Eurotiales, Aspergillaceae. Gene Ontology annotation, molecular function: oxidoreductase activity; zinc ion binding. The record is from RefSeq and is a predicted model, not a curated record. The transcript has 6 exons.